CGGGAGGACGGGCAUCCCUGCUGCUCUCCCAGACGCGGCCACAGCCCAGGGUGCCCCCCGCGUUGCCUGACUCCCGCAGACAGGUGAGCCCGGUGCUGCGGUGAUGGAAGGAGACCGUGGCUGUGCGGGGCCCAGAGGGAGCGCCGUUAUUGAGGCAGGAGGACCCGGCGGGGUGGGGGGUGUUGGCACCCUGGGUCCGUGCCCGCCUGUUUUGUCGCCCACACGCACCCACUGCAUCGUGGGUGGAGACAACAUGAUUUAGGGCCUCCGAUCAGCACCAGCUCGCAGCACACCCCUGCCAAGUCCCGUCUAGACCCCAGGCAGGGCCACAGCAGGUGGGUGAGGCUGCCGUGGCAGCUGCGUGAGAAGACGCGGCGUGGUGCACGGGCAGGAAGUGAGGUGGGGAGCUGGGCCGAGGGCGACACAGAGGCCUCGCGGCUCGAGGUGCCCAAGCUGCCCGCCACCCUAGGUGGCGGAGGAGGCGCACCAGCCCCAGCCUUGGUGAGUGCCGGCUCUGGCUUCCAGCCUGGCCAGGGCCCCGGGCCCCUUGGUGCCUUCCUAGGGCAGCUGAGGGCAGGGGUCUGGGAAGACUGGGCACUACCAGGUCAGGGCAUUGGGACCUGGGCCCUCUGGUGAGGAAAGCCCACUCCCUGGGUCUGAGCAGACUGGCCCCCACGUUCGGAGACAGCUCCAUGCUGCUGGCCCCCCACUUCUGGCACCUGUGCCAAGACUCCAGGAAGCAGACGUCCGAUGGCAGGGGCAGUUGGAGGGGAGGGAUGGAGAGCCAGGGGUGGGGUGGUCAGUGUCCAAAGCAGCCCUUCCUGCCUGCUGACCCCCAGCUUUCCAGCCCUUCAGGGGGCCAGUCUCCGUAGUGGACAGCUAGGGGGCAUCACCUGGACAGGAGCCAUGCCUGGGUAGGACAUGGCUGUAGGUGGGUCUGUGGCCUGUGGCUUGCUAGCCUGGGGCGUGGCCUGGGGGCCUCCCCAGCUCUCAGGUGUGGCCUAAGUGACCACAGUGGGGCCUUGGCCAGGUCCCAGCUGCCCUGCCCCUCCUCAACUGCCCGUGCUCGGCCAUCACUUGAGUCAUCCUUGCCAACUCAGGUCCUCAUGGGGGCCAGGCAGAGCAUGCCUCAUCCCUCACCAGCAGCCCCUGGGCAGAGGCGGGAGGGUGGGCGCUGAGGCUGUGUCCCCUCGGCCUCCAUAGGAGGGAGGGGCUGCUGAGCCUUGGGGUUUCCUGUGUGCUGAGUCAGAGCACGGGGGUGGGUGGGGGACCUUCCGGCAGCACAAGGUGCAGAAGUGGGGCUGUCAGGUUGGUGCCCAGUCCCUCAGCCCCCAGCACCCUGUCUUCUGCCCCCAGGCCCAUCCACGGCUUCGCAGGAUGAGGCCACAGGUACCCUCGGCCCCUCCUGCCCUCUGGGGCCUAGGGCGCCUCGCCCUGCUCCUCUGGCUGUGGAUGUCAUGCACAGCCUGCCACCGCUCUGAUGACCCUCUUGCACCCAGGAAGCGGGCACAGAGGCAGCUGUCUGGGCUGCAGGGCAGUGUAAUGCCAGCAGAAGCGGUGAGUCAGGGUGUCCCUGGGGCCAGCAGGGGACCGGCCAGCCUUCCUUGCCCCCACUCACUGCUGAGACGACCCCACCACUGCUCCCUCGGCAAGUUGGACACCAAACUGCAUGAGCUGCACCGCAGCCGGCCCUGCAGCAGAGCCCCACGGCCUGCCAGCAUGGAUCUGCGCCCACAAUGGCUGGAGGCGUCCAGAGGCAAGACGACCAGGCCCCCGGCAGCCUUCGCACACCAGGAGCUGCCCCUGGCCACGCCCUCCACCGGCCCUGAGGCCACCUAUUCCAAUGUGGGGCUGGCUGCCAUCCCCAGGGCCGGGCUGGCAGUCACCUCUGGGGUGUGGGCAGGGGCACAGCUGACCAGCAGCUGUGCCAGGCCUGGUCCCGAGGCCAUACCCGUGGUGGCUGAGUAUGCGUGUGUCCAGAAGCUCAAGGGAACAGAUCGGGGCCCCCAAGGCCUGGAGCAGGGGAAAGUCGAGGCGACCCCAGCUGCUCAGGUGGACAUCCUGUAUUCCAGGGUCAGCAAGCCUAAAAGGAGGGACCCAGGACCUUCCACAGACCAGCCAGACCCCAAGGGUGGGGAAGCGAGUUUGGCUCUGGGGAGUGACCUGGCCUACGAGGUCCUCCCUCUCAGGGGCCUGGGCAUGGACAAGAGCCUCCUGGAAAACGUGUAUGACAGCAUCCAGGAGAUGGGGGCUCCUGGGUACCUGGAACCCCCCAGCUCCAACUCUUACCAGGAGAGGACAUGUGCAGGGCAUGGAGACCCCCUGCUUCCUGUCUAAGCCUGGGGAGGGGUCUUCAUCCCCUCUGCCCUGAACACCCAAGUACAGAUGAUCCUUCCUCCAGAGUGGGGUGCGACCUCAAUAAAGCCCCAGCUCAGGGAGCAUGAACACUG
Molecule: messenger RNA, 2450 nt
Organism: Balaenoptera musculus (blue whale)
Lineage: Eukaryota; Metazoa; Chordata; Mammalia; Artiodactyla; Balaenopteridae
Gene: LIME1
Product: Lck interacting transmembrane adaptor 1
Biological process (GO): regulation of canonical NF-kappaB signal transduction; regulation of transcription by RNA polymerase II; regulation of non-canonical NF-kappaB signal transduction
Cellular component (GO): B cell receptor complex
Molecular function (GO): protein kinase binding
Source: RefSeq, a predicted model, not a curated record